GUCAUGGCCCAUUUCUGCGCAUUGAUCCAAUUCAAUCCCAGUUACGCUGCUGGACCGGACGAGGAAGUCUAGAGCUCUUACUAGCUGCCCUGCCAAUCGGAUCUGUCACCACUUCCCCUGUCUGCACUCGUUUGGUCCGACCACCUCUCCCCCCCUCCUCCUCCACGAUGACCUCCCUCUUCUUCUCCACCCCGGUGGACAUCGACGUCGUCCUCGAAGACAGCGAUGAGCGUCAAACGGUGGACGUCAAGCUGGACAAGGGCCGUCGCGAGCGCGUCCCGCUGUAUAUGGAUGGCGAGUCCGUCAAGGGCGCCGUGAUCGUCCGACCCAAGGAUGGCAAGCGAUUGGAACACACCGGCAUCAAGGUGCAGUUCAUCGGGACAAUCGAAAUGUUUUAUGACCGCGGCAACCACUACGAAUUCCUCUCGCUGGUGCAGGAGCUGGCGGCGCCCGGCGAGCUGCAACACCCGCAGACCUUCCCCUUCAACUUCAAGAACGUCGAGAAGCAAUACGAGUCGUACCACGGCAUCAACGUCAAGCUGCGCUACUUCGUGCGGGUGACCGUCUCGCGGCGCAUGCCGGACGUGAUCCGCGAGAAGGACCUGUGGGUUUACUCGUACCGCAUGCCUCCGGAGACCAACAGCCCGAUCAAGAUGGACGUCGGUAUCGAGGACUGCCUGCACAUCGAGUUCGAGUACUCCAAGUCGAAAUACCACCUCAAGGAUGUCAUCGUCGGCCGCAUCUACUUCCUGCUGGUCCGCCUGAAGAUCAAGCACAUGGAGCUGUCGAUUAUCCGGCGCGAGACCACGGGGUCGCCGCCCAACCAGUACAACGAGAGCGAGACAUUGGUCCGGUUUGAGGUGAGUCGUUUGCUAGCCGGGUGUGGGUGAGAGAGAGAGAGCGUGUGUGUGCGCGCUAACAAUACAUUGCAGAUCAUGGAUGGGUCGCCUUCACGAGGUGAGUAUGGCGGGAAGCAUCUAGCCAGCCCAGGGCAAGUUUCGGCUAACACCACACGCUUCCACAGGUGAAACCAUUCCCAUCCGUCUCUUCCUCGGCGGCUUCGACCUGACGCCCACCUUCCGCGAUGUGAACAAGAAGUACUCGACGCGGUACUAUCUUAGCCUGGUGCUGAUUGACGAGGGUAAGUUGUGCUGCGCUGCUGCUACCUACUUCACCCCGCUAUCUACACAAUCCACCACCCC
Molecule: messenger RNA, 1202 nt
Organism: Aspergillus saccharolyticus JOP 1030-1
Lineage: Eukaryota; Fungi; Ascomycota; Eurotiomycetes; Eurotiales; Aspergillaceae
Product: vacuolar protein sorting-associated protein 26
Exons: 2
Coding region: 168-890 (240 amino acids)
Biological process (GO): intracellular protein transport; retrograde transport, endosome to Golgi
Cellular component (GO): endosome; retromer complex
Source: RefSeq, a predicted model, not a curated record